Linum trigynum is the source of this 1872-nucleotide messenger RNA. Lineage: Eukaryota; Viridiplantae; Streptophyta; Magnoliopsida; Malpighiales; Linaceae. The record is from the annotation of a GenBank genome assembly.
AUGGUGUCGGCACAAGCAAGCCCUACUGUGGAAAUCCAGAGGUCACCUUUGAAAGAAGGGAAGAGUCGGACUAAGGAUCCUGGGCUUCGUGUUGUUGGUGGCAGAAUUUAUGAUUCUGUCAAUGGGAAGACCUGCCAUCAGUGCCGUCAGAAGACAAUGGAUGUAAUGGCUCGGUGUAGGUUCAUGAAAGAAAGCAGCAAACCAUGUGUUGUUACUUAUUGUCAUAAGUGCUUGUUGAACAGGUACGGAGAGGUGGCUGAAAAUGUUCCACAGAUGGACAACUGGCAUUGUCCCAAGUGUAGGGGUAUUUGUAAUUGCAGCUUCUGCAUGAAGAAGAAAGGUCACAAACCCACUGGUAUUCUGACGCAUACAGCAAAACAAAAUGGGUUUGCAUCUGUUUCUGAACUUCUACAGGUGAAAGGGCCUGAAAACUUUGUGUAUAAUAGGGUGAAAGACAAGGAUGCUUCCCCGAUGAAAACUGCUUUUAAAGUGGAGCCUGAAGUUGGUUCGCCAAGGAAGCCAGGGAAAGAGAAUUCUUUGGAUGGAAUAAGUGAUUUGCCCUUGCAUUCGCAGAAUGAAAUCCCUAGUCCCAAGAUAAUCGAAUUCAAGAAAACAAAAAGGGAAAAGCUGAAAGAAGUUAGCAAUGGCCAUGGUGAAGAUGCAGCUUCAAUGGUUAAGAUGAAGAAGCCUAGGAUAACUGAACAAAUGUCCAAAAAUGACGAUGCUGUUGUUCCAAAAGUCCAUGAUGAUGAUAUAUCAGCUAUGGAUGUUAUUGGGAACGAUAACCUUGAAACCAUAAUGAAUCCUUCUUCAAAGUCCUGCUGGAAGCAGAUAAAUGAAGUGCUGCAUAAUGAGAUUCCAUUGCCUGGAGGCUCAAUUUUAACCAAUGUGGCAGGGGUUGACUUGGCCCCUGAAGAUGCUGGACAAGUCUUACAAUUCCUGGAAUUUUGCAAUGCUUUUGGCCAGGCUUUUGAUCUUAAGAAAGGGCAUGCUGAAGCAGCCAUUAGGGAAAUGGUAAAGGGCCGAAGAGGAUGCCGGACACAAUCCUCUUUUGUAAUCCAGAUCCAUAUCCAGCUGCUGGCUCUGAUACAAGAAGAUAUAGAUGAAAGGUGUCCAACCCUAAGUCCAACAGAUGGCCAGAAUUCAUGGCUGCUAUCUCUUGGAGAUUUUGUCUCCAAAUAUCCUUUCAUGUCAAAGGAUUUCCCUCCUGAUCGUUUCAACAAAGGGAAUGCCAUAUACGAGGAGUUGAGCAUCUCUGGAAAGCUCAAACUCCUUAAUUUUCUGUGUGAUGAAACUCUCAACACCAUGGAAUUAAGAGACAUCAUUGAUGAGCAAAUUUUGGAAUUAGACGAAAGUAGGAAGGAAGCCAAGGCAAAAAUUCUUGCUGCAAAGGAAAAGGAAAAGGAAGUGAAAAAGAAGAAGCAGGAUGAGAUUGCGAAAGCUGUACUUGCAAAAAAUGGGGCUCCUUUGUCUAUUUCUGAGCAUGAAGCAUUAAUGUCUCAGAUAAAAGAGCAAACUUCUCAAGCUCAUGCAGAAAUGGAGGAGGCUAAGGCCAUGGUGUCUAAGGAAUCACAAAGAUCUGAAGCUGUUAGAAGUGUUCCCAUGCUUUUGGAUAUCAAGGGUCGUGCAUUUUGGAGACUAAAAAGCUACAAUAAUAGCAAAUACAUCUUACUCCAAGAUAUGGGUGAUUGGGACUCUGAUUCUCCCAGCGAGAAGUGGUUUACCUUUGAUGAAGCACAGAUACCAGAAGUUGAGAGAUACAUAUCUGUGACUAGGUCUAGGAGGAAUGUUAAGGUCAGAAAAGGUUAUGAACCAGUACCAGAUAUGUCAACAUGGAGGAAAGCUCAUAGCUUCCUUCAAGUAAAGACAUAG